AUGACGCGUCUUGAUGGUCCCACAACGAAAAUUUUAAUCAAUAUUUGGCGAUUUAUUGAUUCACAUUUGUUAUUUCGAUUGUGGCGAAGAGAAGCGGGCGGUCGUUUCAGCGGUGGAGGUGUUGAGUGGUUAUCUUUUACUGAUUUGCGUUUUUCGUUUUUCCUUCAUUUAUCUUGUAAGAACUGUCUAAAAACUUGUGUUAUGUUCAGAUAUCUUUGCAUUCUUUGCUUUUUAUUUCAACGUUUCCGAGGAAUGGAUGAAAAAAUCAAUAUGUCGCUUGACGAAAUCAUCAAGAAAGAAAAAAAAUUUGUUGGCAAGAAGUUUCUUGGAAAAAGGCGCAGUCUGAAGCGUCCCAGAGUCACCAACAAUUUUGGGUUGAAAAGACGAGCACGUAAAUCAUCACUUGCCAAUAUAAGUAAUCAGAAUGCAGAUAAAACUGGUUCCGCUACAUUGCGCCUUGUUAACAGACUCGUCAAGAACGCAAUAAGAAGUCAAGCGAAUCAGACCUUGAUCAGUCGUGCCGCUCAGUUACAACGUCGUCGUAUAGCGGUGCGUAGAAUGGCUAAAAGGCCUGCAGGAGGAAGACGGCGUUUUAUGGCAAGAUCGUCUCUUCCGGCCGAUCGUCUCCGUGGCGUUAGUCAGCGGUCGCGAAUUAUCUUUGGUAGAAAUGUGAAAGGAUCCGGCGCUGCCUCUGUCCGACGUUUAUCAGGAUUCCGUUCUGAUUCAGUUUUGCGUGGUCGAGGAACAAGAUUGGGACAUUUGGUCAGCGAUGUUUCACCAGUUCUCAAUAAAAUAAAAUAUGUACCGGUUGACACUGUUGUGAAAAAUCAACUUCCUAUUCAACAACGAUUUACGCAAAGAAGUGUUUGGAAUCGAAUUCCUCAGCAGCAGCGUGUAGUUAUCGUCGAUGAAGUAGUGUUAAUUCUUUUUUUUGUUAUAUUUCCUUUUUCUAAUUGUAUUUGUCUUUUUUGGUUCACAUGGGUCCAAAUGACUAUUUGGGCGGAACGCCUUAUCAGGCCACAUGGGAGUAUCAGAACUCCACCUGUUCGUCGUCAAAAAUUUCGUUCUCGCAAACCAGUUUUUGAGCGCCUUCAAAGAGAUAAUAGAUUUAGAGGUUCGAAUCCGGAUGCAGAAAGAAUGAGAAAUGCUUUCGGAAUUGGGAAUAGUCGCAAAUUCGGUAUUGACGAAUCAGCCAACUCAUUUCUGGACCGAUUGCACGAGGACAAACAAAGAGCCCCGAAUCGCCGUUUCAAUCAGAUAUAUGUGAUGUGA
Molecule: messenger RNA, 1272 nt
Organism: Dracunculus medinensis (Guinea worm)
Lineage: Eukaryota; Metazoa; Nematoda; Chromadorea; Rhabditida; Dracunculidae
Source: the annotation of a GenBank genome assembly